Molecule: messenger RNA, 792 nt
Organism: Panicum virgatum (switchgrass)
Lineage: Eukaryota; Viridiplantae; Streptophyta; Magnoliopsida; Poales; Poaceae
Exons: 5
Coding region: 1-792 (263 amino acids)
Biological process (GO): DNA replication; DNA recombination; DNA repair
Cellular component (GO): nucleus
Molecular function (GO): DNA binding
Source: RefSeq, a predicted model, not a curated record
AUGGAUGUACUUGGAAAAAUCACUGCUGUCUCAAAUCCUGCAGUAGUGCGUAACACUGCAGGAGAUCUCAUGAUGAGAAGAAUAAUAAAACUGCAGGACCUAAGCUUACCAGUGGACGCAAUAGCUGUUGAAAAAAUUGAUUUACCAAAUGAGGAUCAGACUCAUGUAGCUUUUGAAGAAAAGAAUCUGUUACAGCUGAACGACAUAGAUCCUUUUACUCAAAAGGGUGAACGAUAUCAGUGCACUGUAACGAUCAUAGGAAUACCGGAUAAACAACAUUGGUGCUAUCGUGCUUGUCGUGUAUGCUCAUCAAAAAUGAUAUCAACACCUGAUGGGUUCCUGUGUACAAAGGAUGGAGGCUGCCCUUCAAAACAAUUUGAAUGGAAGUACAAAAUUCCAUUUAUAGUUGCAGACGACACAUAUAGUCUUGAGUUCAUGAUGUUCGAAAGAAGAGCUGCUAACCUUAUUGGUAAGAGUGCUGAAACAUUAAGGAAAUACAAUGAUCCAAAUAUAAUUCCAAGCGACAUUUCACAAUGGAUUGGCCACAAGUUCACAUUUGUUGUAAGGAUUCUAUAUAAAAAGAGUAUGAGGACUGAACAUCCGUCAUUUGAGGUCCUGUUGAUAAAAGAACGCCAUGGAAAGCAGGAUGUACUGCCAUUAUUAAGCAGUCAGUCAUCCGCACUAGGACAAGGAAUAUCAUCAGCUAUAGUUGCAACCAAGGAUCUACCUGAACUAAUGACUAUAUCUUCUAAAACACCAACAGAUCAGGCAAGAUUGUAUAAUCACCGAUGA